UUGGAUGAUGAGCAGCGGCGUCGUCUCCCCCUCAUCGUCCGCGGCCGUCUGGGACGAUCUGCGACAUUGAGCCGCCAACUUCCACCCGCAGCUCUUUUAUCACUCAUUGACGCGCCAUGUUUGAUCAUUUUCUCCAUUUCGACUCUUUUUCGCCUUUUUCUCCUCAUCUCCAUCAUCAUUUUUAUUAUUAUUAUUAUUGUUGUUGUUGCUCUUAACGUCCGAUCAUCGCAUCGCACGACUUGGAUUCUUGCAAAAACAAAGAGGAUUUAUUGUUGUUCUCCUUGAGGAAUGUAAAAGGACGGACAACCCAACAACCAACAACCAACAACCAAGCACCAACUCCCGCUAUGCGCUUUUGCGUGGUGGCGCACGUCCGCGUCCUGUGCGUCUUUUUGCUCUGCGCACAGUAAAGAAGGGGAAACAAAAAACACUUUCUUCGGAUACACUUUGCUCCCUUUUCUCGACACACAUUUUGGCUUACAAAACAUUUAUUCGUCCUCCUAUAAGUCAUGGGGAAGUCGAUGUGGAGUUAUUAUUAUUUUGGAGUUCUCUUUAUUACCUUCAGAGCGGACUUUUGUCGUGCGCUCAUCCUGGAGUCCAUCUACUGGAACACCACUAACACCAAAUUCGUGCCAGGUCAAGGUGUGGUUCUGUACCCCCAGAUUGGCGAUAAAUUGGACAUUGUGUGCCCGCGUGUGGAUGGCGGGGUGAGAGAUGGAGUGGAGUAUUACAAGGUGUACAUGGUGCCCAGGGAGCAGCUGGAGAGCUGCACCAUUACCAAGGCUGACACGCCUCUCCUCAACUGUGACAAGCCGGACCAGGACGUCAAGUUCACGCUCAAGUUUCAGGAGUUUAGUCCCAACCUUUGGGGCUUGGAGUUCUUCAGGGGGAAAGACUAUUACAUCAUCUCUACUUCAAAUAGCACAAUGGAGGGUAUCAACAACCAGGAGGGCGGAGUCUGCAAGACCAAGUCCAUGAAGAUGAUCAUGAGAGUAGGACAAAACCCUUCAGACCCCGUUUCACCCAAAGACAACCCCACCAAGGUGCCCAACUCUCCUAAACAGCCAGACAGCAAGGACACCCCAAAAAACAAUGAAGUUCUGGAGAAGCCAGGUGUCGCGUCCAGAGAAAGUGAACAAAACAACACUGGUGGGAAGUCAUCCAAUUUCAUCGGUUCCGGGGUGGCCAUUUUUGUCAGCAUUGCCUCCGGCAGCGUCAUCUUUAUCAUCAUCAUCAUCAUGCUGGUCCUCCUGCUGCUCAAAUACCGGCGGCGUCACCGCAAGCACUCGCCACAGCACGCGGCUACGUUGUCCCUGAGUACUCUGGCCACGCCAAAGCGAGGCGGCAGCGGCGGAAACAAUAAUGGCUCCGAGCCCAGCGACAUCAUCAUCCCGCUCAGGACUGCUGACAGCGUCUUCUGCCCCCACUACGAGAAGGUCAGUGGCGAUUACGGCCACCCAGUCUACAUAGUCCAAGAAAUGCCGCCGCAGAGCCCUGCCAACAUCUAUUACAAAGUCUGAAGAGGAACUCUGAAAGCAAGAGACAGGAACAAUACCAGAGAAAGGAGGGACCAGGUCUUGGUUUCAGCUGCCACCAUGACUCCCUCGCUCUUUCUCUCCCAUUCUGCCAACUCCUCUCCUCUAUGUUGUCGAUAUUUUCUUUGUGAAAGGUUGCUGAUACCAAUUUCUUUUGGUAUCUCCACAGUCCAGCUGAGUUGGCAGAGGUUGGAGAAAUUGCUGCUGUUGCCACUGCUGAUACUUUACCAGGUCUUUAGGGAGCGGAAAGGCUUAACGUUUUCCCUUUCUGGUUUGUGGAUGUGGCCAACAUGUAGGGGACCUUAGAGGUAUGCAAGUGUUUUGUUUUUUUAACCCCUGUGCUAGGAUGCGACAGAAAUACGGCUGUAGGGACGCAAACGAGUCCGCCAGAGAGGCUAGGAAACUGGGAUGUGGGAUGACCAUGUUGGCAUGACUUAGUCUGAAGAGGCUGGGUUUGAUCCUCAGUUUAAGUAUCCUUAAUGCUGCGUCAUCAGCAGGGGAAUGGUGUGAGCUGUCGGCUGUGGAAGUGAAAGCCAAUUCACGUUGCUCUCUCUCGAGCUUCACUGGCUGCAAAGACUACUUGGAUGUCCCAGGUGAACAAGGAAAGGGGAUACGUUCUUGCACUCUGGGACUUUCUUGACUGACUCACCACCUCCACGUUGUUUUUAAUACGGAUUACACCGUUUCUCCUGUCGCUACACACCUGUUACUUGAAAGUUUUUCAAGAAAAAUGCAUCCCAUCAUGUGUCAAAAUGUACAGUGUAGCCACAAAGUCUCUUUACAAUUAAAAAAAUGUCUUACAAAAGCAAUUGAUGAGAUUUGUUUAUCAGAUUUUGUCUACGUACGGCAGUAGUGAUCAAAGUUUUUCUUCACAUCAAACCUUUCCCGAUUGGAAUCAUGGUUCGUUGGACCGGAAGACCACUCACCUGAGCUUCUUUAUGGGGUUUUGUUAAAGAUAUCAAGUAUGGAACAAAGAAACGACACAUCAAGGACCUGAAGCCAAACAUCACUGAAACGCCAUUGACUAGGCUAUGUUACAGCAAACAUGAUACCGUCUAGUCCUUUCAAAGUUGCAAUUCUUAGUCGAAAAGCUGGAGGCGAAGUUUUCCAGUGAGUCAACUCACCGAGCUACAAAGACAUUGGCUAUUUAGCUUGUUAGCUUCCAUUGUCGCUAUUAAACAAUGGAGAUUAAAGAAAGACAUAGUGUGUUAUUGGAGCUGAACCUAACCUAAUCAGUUUUAUUCUCGAAAAUCCCCUAAAAAAAAUAAUGGUAAAUGGGUUAUACUUGUAUAGCGCUUUUCUACCUUCAAGGUACUCAAAGCGCUUUGACACUAUUUCCACAUUCACCCACACACACUGAUGGUGGGAGCUGCCAUGCAACCACCCUAACCACGAUCCAUCAGCAGCAAGGGUGAAGUGUCUUGCUCAAGGACAAAACGGACGUGACGUGGUUGGUAGAAGGUGGGGAUUGAACUAGGAUCCCUCAGGUUGCUGGCACGGCCACUCUCCCAACCGUGCCACGCUGACCCCGUACUACAAGGGCCGCAAGGCCAUGACGCGAGGUUAGAUUUUUGGGAGAUGCACGUCAGGAGGAUUCCCAUGGCACACAUAAACAAUAAACCAGGCAAAAUGGUCACAAUGCUUCAAUUUAUAAUCAUUCACAGAGAUAUGUCUAAUCAUUUGCUUUUGUGAUAAAUGUGUCAAAUUGUAAAGAGACUUUUGAGUGUUGCGCUUGAUCUGAAGUCUGGUUUGAACUAGGUUUGAUUCAUUCCACGCAAGCACAUCAUUUUCUGUGUAACAUUCAAACACAAGCGGAGUAACAAAGUCCUUGUAGAAAGAGCGGACGCCUUUAUAAAUAUAGAGCAGCACUUUUAACACCGUUUUGGUACCUCUUCACAGCAGUCCGCAGACAGGCAGCGAUACAGAAAACUGGUCUAUCAUGGUCUCUUUGGAACCGGAGCUCGUGGCGGGAAAGCGUUAAGGGCAAUAAGGAAUCCAGUUUGCCUUAACAGUCGCAUUUUCUUUUUUUUUUAAUCUUCAGGUGAAGAAAGGCUGAGAUAGGGUCAAAGAUAGUAAAGCUGCGUGAAACAGCUCUCGGUACUGUAAAGUUUACCCUAGGGAUCCGAGGGCGCUAAUAAGCAUGACCUGUGCUCACCUGUUGUUUUAGACAUACUCUCAGGCUUUGUCCACACGAACACGGAUAUAUACAAAAGAAAAGAAAAAUCAUAUUUUUCUAUCCGUUUUGACCGUCCAGGGUGAACAUUUUCAAGAACUCUGGCGCCAGGGUUUUGUGUAUUAGAUGGUUAAAACAAAGCUUGUGAAAAAACGUGCGACAUUGCCUCAUGUAUUUUAAUGUUAUUUCACACCGGAAUACGAGUACGAAUUUAGGAGGCUUGUCAGAAAGAGAUGUGUACAAGAUAAAUGGCAUUUUUCUCUAGAUUUACCAGGUCUACAGUGAUAAUCGUGGUAUCAAAGCUAAGGGAAGGCUUUGAUGGUUAAAAAUGUACACAUCUUUGCUAUUGGAUUAGAGUAAAUAACUUGUUCAGUGAGCUUUAGUGUAUGAGGAAAGAUCGUUGGAAGGGCUUAGUGUUAGCUUUAAAACCCUGUUAAAAUACUGUUUUGUUUUCUGAACUCAUUCGUGACAUAUGCGGUCUUGGACUGCUUUUUUGCUUUCCAUAUUUGCCCAAUUGUUAGUGCUUGUGGAUUAAAUUGUUUUCUGUUUUUAGAAAAUUGGUUUGGUCGAGCCAUUAGCCAACCUUUGUUGUUUGUCUGUCUCGUAGCAGUUUGCAUAACAACACAAAUGCUACCACACUACCCGCUGUACUUGGGUCUGGUGGUUUAAAAGUAAUUAGUGAAUGAUUCAGGACGACAGGGGUUUUGACAGCGAGAUUGUUAGAGACCAGUUGGCCAGCUGUUAGCGCUGCGGAGCUAGCUUGUCGACAACGCUGAAAUAAACAGCAAAUUUAUUCGGAAUCCUAAGAAAACAGGAAAAUGUCGAACCAAAACAGCUCUCUUAUCCAAUAUCAAAAAUCCUUCACUGCUAAGUUUCAAACAUGAUAGAAAGUGACACAAAGUUUCUGCAAAAACUAGUCAAAGGAAGUUUGUUGUAAGUGAUCGCUAACGUCUAUGAACAGAGGCAUUAAAAUACUCAAACAAUUCAGCCAUGGCCAGCCUUUAGAGAUUUGUUGAAAGUGGGGAAAAUGUGUGUUUUUUUUUUUUAAAUAUCCGUGUUGGUGAGGACAUGGCCUUACUUUGUCAGUGUUGUUCCAUCUCUAUUGUCAUUUUCCACGUUUUUGGGUUUUGUGAUUUGACUCCAUUGAUGUACAUUUUACAGACUAAUAUGAGAAUUUAUUUAUAACGGACACUACAGCACAGACGGUGGCACGGACAAGAGGGUAAUAUUUAUACAUAGAUUAUGGUAUCAGCGCACAUUAUGCAACCUAGAUGUUUUAUUAUUUGAUAUAAUCUCGAGUCCUGUGAUUUCACAAGCUCUCCGGAGGAAGCAGGGCUAGGUGGGGCAUCAGGGACCCUUGGCUCUUCUGGAGCAGAGUAGCUGUGUCUCCUCAUCUCGCUCAGUGUAGCAGUCCCCAAAGCAUACUUCACACACAACCCUUCAUGUUUCCUGUGCAUGUGCGUACGUGUAUGUGACUGUUCAGGUUUUCGGACAGUUCUGAAUAUCUUCAUCUUUUUUUUAGCGAUUACGAGUGUAUGCUAGCCCAUCUUGUCAUUUUCUCAUAAAGAACAUCAAAUUUCACCCAAAAGCCAAGCCUAGAAAAAUGAGGUUUGUGCCUCUAAGAGGCUACAAAAUCUGCAAAUAUGCAAUUGUUAUUUAUUUUUUUAAUCAAUACUGAUAUUUAAAAAAAAAAAACUUAUGGAAAGUGUUCUUAACCACUGAACGAUGUUUCAAAAGACACAAUACAAAGUAUGUCAGAACAGGAUUGUUGUUAGCUUUAUCCCCCCCACCCCACAACUGAUAGUAUUAUUUCAACCCAUAAGAACCCACAACACUUGAAAUGUCCUAACAUGGUCCGUUCAGCUUUGCCCCCAAGUGACGUAUAGGACACAUUGGUGGUUGUCAUGUGACUAUCAUGGCUUCCCCAAAAUAGCAGUGUGACCAGCUCAUUUCCAAAAUUAUAUUUAUAACUAUAGGGUGUCGUAUUUUACAGUUCAACUACUUUUACAAUAUUUAUUGAAUGAAUUCCUAGAAAACAAGCAAGAAAACAUCACUAUCUGGCUGUCAGCCUUAACAUUUGCUGAACCUUGGCGUGAUCUAUUUGUCACAAUUGCAAAAACUCUAAUACGACACUCAAUAAAUAUCACUGAUUCAAAUAUUUUGAGGAAUACAUGUUCUUUGUUUCUAAGUAAAAUUGUGGUAUUGGGCACAUACAAGUGUCAAGUUAUUUUCAAAUAAAUAAUACAUCUAACUUGUGUGACAUCUAUUACAUUUAUUACUAGUAUACAAAAAUAAUUACAAUAUAUACCUUACAAUAAAUAGUUUACUUUUAAGGCUGCAAUCUCCCUGAAAAGCCUGAUUGUUAUUAUCCUUUCCAACAGUUUUUGCGUGUUAAAACAAUUGUAUACUAAUUCACUCAAACCUGAAUCUUUUGGAAUCAUUUCUCAAGCGUAAAAAAACAGAAUACCGUAAAUAAUUGUAUUUUGGCUGGUUUAGUUUAUUAUUUACUUUUAGCUUAUUGAUACAGUAGGAAGGGGAUUCAUAUAACCUAAUUUGUUGCGGUUUACCUGACACAUGACAUGACAAACUUUAACCUGCGGAUGGCAAUAGUGUUAAAUAUCUUAGAAUGUGUUUUGUGUCAAUUCCGACUUCGACUACAGCGUCAGUUGCUAUGUAGGGUGGCACUUUCCAUCAUUUUCAGAAGACUGCAUUGCAAAAUGACCACCUCUUCCUCUCAGAGUAAUCCAUCCAGGAAUGGGGCCAAAUUAAUCCCUUUCCUACUGUACAUUACUUUAAUCUUUUUCUGAUGUAACCAUAAGCGGAAACAAGUUUAUAUCAAGCCUUCUGUCAUUCAAUAAUUACAUUUUUGAUUUUCAUAGUAAUAUGAGACAACGUGCAUUCCUUUUAGGAUAAUUACGGGACACAUACUUUUGUUUCCAAAUAUGAAAUGUUUUUCAAGGGACCGUUGGCAACCCUAUUUACAUGAUACUUACCAAAAAAAAUAUCCCCCAUAACUUUCUAUUAAACAGAAAUGGGACUGGGUUCUUAUGGGUUACAUUUUGCGGUUUUGCAUUCGUACGAAAGAUGAGCUUUUAUAAUGUCUGACACAGAACUAGAAUUUACACAUGUUGAGAAAAACACACACAUACGACACACAAUUGGUUUUGUUGCCGUAUCACCGCAGCGAAAUAUGACAAUCUUAUUUGUUUCUUCGAAUCUGGUGUUUCUUUUUUUUUUUGCUUGACUAACACUCUCCCGACAUUGACCAAUUUUGGUUUAACGUCGUACGAAAAGCCGCUGAGAGGCCUGAGAGUCUAACAGCAAGCAGGUCAAAAAAAGCACGUCAGGUUCCUGUAAAAAAAAAAAAAAAAAAAGCCUUGCUCGUAUGGUCAGCCCUUUGGUCACUCGACACAGUAAUUUUGCACCAUCCUUCUGUAGGUAAUAAACUGUAAAUACAUUCAUGUUUGCAUUGUAUAUGGAUCCUGGGUUGUUACAAUAGCCUUAUUCACAUUUUUAGGAAAUUACAUGGGAAAAUGUUCAGAAAAAAAUUGAACACACUUCAGUGAGACAGAGCAUACUACUUUUUUGGUAAAUAGCUUGUAAAUAUCGAUGAGGACACAAAAAAACAUUUUUAUAAAUCAAAUGUUUUGUAUACAAUUUGAAUUUUUUGCUAUGUAUUUUAGCUAGCGCUCAAUGGAACUCCCCACUUCCUUCCCUUUUGCACUGAUUCUGUGGUAAUUUGGUUAAACAAAAAAAAAAAAAACAAGCAAAAAUUUGCCAAACUGACUGCUGCAUAUUUGUGCCAUAAGUGUGUACCAUAAAUAUUUAUUGAACUAGUUUCUUUUUGGUUCCAUUUGGGAUUUAAUUUCAGUCCAGUUUGUAAGUAACACAGUAUUAUAUUUGCAUUGUUUUGUUUUCUGUCUUCCAACCUUGGUUUCUUUUGUUUACUUUCCCGUCGUGUUUACUGGGUGGCUGUUGUCCCUUCCUGUUAAGAAAGGUUGUGAAAGACGGAGUCAGCGUUCAAAAUCUGAAACGAGUUCAAAGUGAGGAUAUACUGUAUAACACACAUUCCACCAGUCUGUUACAAACUGAAAACGUUUUUUUCAAUAAAAUGUUUUUCCUAUGGA
Molecule: messenger RNA, 7835 nt
Organism: Entelurus aequoreus (snake pipefish)
Lineage: Eukaryota; Metazoa; Chordata; Actinopteri; Syngnathiformes; Syngnathidae
Gene: efnb2a
Product: ephrin-B2a
Exons: 5
Coding region: 510-1520 (336 amino acids)
Biological process (GO): axon guidance; blood vessel morphogenesis; ephrin receptor signaling pathway
Cellular component (GO): plasma membrane
Molecular function (GO): ephrin receptor binding
Source: RefSeq, a predicted model, not a curated record